UUAGAUUAGCGUGGUGCCUGGUUUUGAGAGUUUCAAACAUGAAGGAAAAGGCGACCACACCGGCGGCUGAAGCCGAGCAAAAACCGGCUAAGGAGAAGAAAAAUGAAGGCGAAAAGGAGCUGGAAAUGUCCGAGGAGGACAAACUUCUUCAAGAAGAGCUGGAAAUGCUUGUGCAACGACUGUCCGAGGACAACUCGGAGCUGUACUUGGCCGCCCUAGAGAGCUUGCGGACACAGAUCAAGGCUUCCACGACGUCCAUGACGUCGGUGCCUAAGCCCCUCAAGUUCCUCAAGCCGCAUUACAAGACGUUGCAGGAGGUCUACGAAAAGAUCACAGAAACGGAGACCAAGAGUUUCUGUGCAGACAUCGUCUCGAUCCUGGCCAUGACCAUCAGUGAGGAGCGGGAGUGCCUCAAAUACCGGCUGCUCGGCUCACGUGAGGACAUCGGCUCCUGGGGUCAUGAAUAUGUGCGGCACCUUGCGGGGGAGAUCUCGCAGGAGUGGUCCGAGGUGGGGGAGGGCCCCGAGCAGGAGGCCAAGCGGGAGGCCCUGCUGCGGCUGGCCCAGCAGAUCGUGCCCUACCACAUGGCCCACAACGCGGAGGCCGAGGCCUGCGACCUGCUCAUGGAGAUCGAGCGUCUCGACCUGCUCCAGGCCUACGUCGACCAGGAGGCCUACCCGCGGGUCUGCCUCUACCUCACCAGCUGCGUGCCAUACGUGCCGGAGCCCGAGAACACAAACCUGCUGAAGACGGCCAUGGAGAUCUUCCUCAAGUACGAGCGCUACCCGGAAGCUCUGCGGCUGGCCAUGCAGCUCAACAGCCUCGAAGUGGUCCAGAGGAUCUUCAUACAGUGCAAGGACCCGGACGUGCAGAAACAGAUGGCGUUCAUGCUGGGACGCCAGCAGAUGUUCCUGGAGCCCAGCGACGAGAUCGAGAACUAUGACGACCUCGCCGAGAUCGUGUCCAACACAUCCAUCAACGACCACUUCAUGGCCCUGGCUCGAGAGCUGGACAUCAUGGAGCCCAAGACUCCGGAGGACAUCUACAAGUCGCACCUUGACAACACACGCCCCUCGUUUGGGCCCGGGGGCAGCGUGGACUCGGCGCGGCAGAACCUGGCGUCGAGCUUCGUCAACGGGUUCGUCAACGCCGCCUUCGGCCAGGACCGCCUCCUCCUGGAAGACGGCAACAAGUGGCUCUACAAAAACAAGGAGCACGGCAUGUUCAGUGCAACCGCGUCCCUCGGACUCAUCCUCCUGUGGAACGUGGACGGCGGCCUGACCCAGAUCGACAAGUACCUCUAUUCUACAGAGGACUACAUCAAGGCAGGAGCCAUUUUGGCGUGCGGCAUCGUCAACUGUGGGGUCCGCAACGAGUGUGAUCCAGCGCUCGCUUUGCUGAGUGACUAUGUGCUCCACUCCAGCACCCUGAUGCGCAUCGGAUCCAUCCUUGGGCUUGGCUUGGCUUACGCCGGCUCGAACAACAAGGAGGUCAUCGUGCUGCUCCUGCCCGUGUUCACGGACCCAAAGUCCACCAUGGAGGUGCUCGCUGUGACGUCCAUUGCCUGCGGUAUGGUGGCGGUGGGCUCGUGCAACGGGGACGUGACCUCCACUAUCAUGACCGCCCUGCUGGAGAAGUCCGAGACCGACCUCAAGGACACGUACGCCCGCUUCCUGCCCCUCGGCCUGGGCCUCUGCUACCUGGGCAAGCAGGAAGGAGCCGAGACGAUCACGGCGGCGCUGGAAGUGUUGCCAGAGCCCUUCCGCAGCAUGGCCACAACCCUGGUCGACAUCUGUGCCUACGCUGGCACGGGGAAUGUCCUCAAGAUCCAGCACCUCCUUCACAUCUGCAGUGAGCACUACGAGGUACAGGAGAAGGAGGAAAAAAAGGAUGACAAGAAGGACAAGAAAGAGGACAAGGAGGAGAAGUCGACGGGCCCUCCGGACCUGUCGAGCCAGCAGAGCGUCGCCGUUCUCGGCAUUGCCCUCAUCGCGAUGGGAGAAGAGAUCGGCUCCGAGAUGGCCUUCCGAGCGUUUGGACACCUGUUGCGGUACGGGGAGCCGGUGAUCAAGAAGGCGGUGCCCCUGGCCCUGGCCCUGAUCUCGGUGUCGAACCCAAGGCUGAACAUCCUCGAGACACUGAGCAAGUUCUCGCACGACAGCGACAACGAGGUGGCACACAACGCCAUCUUCGGCCUCGGCAUUGUGGGUGCCGGCACGAACAAUGCCCGGCUGGCGGCGAUGCUCCGGCAGCUGGCCCAGUACCACGCCAAGGACCCGAACCACCUGUUCAUGGUGCGGCUGGCCCAGGGACUGGCCCACAUGGGCAAGGGCACCCUCACCCUGGGGCCCUACCACUCGGACCGACAGCUCAUGAGCCCCGUGGCCACGGCCGGCCUGCUGGCCACCCUGCUCGCCUUCCUGGACGUCAAGAGCAUAAUCUUGGGCAAGUCCCACUACCUGCUGUACUGCCUGGUGACAGCCAUCCAGCCCAGGAUGCUGGUCACCUUCGACGAGAAACUCCAGCCGCUGCCCGUGCCGGUUCGUGUCGGACAGGCGGUGGACGUAGUUGGACAGGCUGGGAAACCCAAGACCAUCACCGGCUUCCAGACGCACACUACCCCCGUGCUGCUGGCUUACGGAGAGCGUGCGGAAUUAGCCACCGAAGAAUACAUCUCAUUGACUCCUGUGCUGGAAGGAUUCGUCAUCCUCAAGAAGAAUGAGAACUUUACGACGUGAGAGCACAUCGUGCAUCCCUUUCGCGCCAAGUUCUUAAUUGAAUCUACCAGCUUUCUAACUUAAUAAAAAGUGUUUUGCCUGACAAAGGCAUCUCCUCUUG
Ixodes scapularis (black-legged tick) is the source of this 2838-nucleotide messenger RNA. It is a transcript of the gene Rpn1, whose product is annotated as 26S proteasome non-ATPase regulatory subunit 2. The record is from RefSeq and is a predicted model, not a curated record. Gene Ontology annotation, biological process: regulation of protein catabolic process; proteasome-mediated ubiquitin-dependent protein catabolic process. The coding region runs from base 39 to 2738 and encodes 899 amino acids. Gene Ontology annotation, cellular component: proteasome complex; proteasome storage granule; nucleus. Gene Ontology annotation, molecular function: enzyme regulator activity. The transcript is spliced from 21 exons. Lineage: Eukaryota; Metazoa; Arthropoda; Arachnida; Ixodida; Ixodidae.